Molecule: messenger RNA, 1462 nt
Organism: Paramormyrops kingsleyae
Lineage: Eukaryota; Metazoa; Chordata; Actinopteri; Osteoglossiformes; Mormyridae
Product: caspase activity and apoptosis inhibitor 1
Biological process (GO): regulation of apoptotic process
Source: RefSeq, a predicted model, not a curated record
CGCGUGUAUCCCUGCGUGGAGUGACGUAGAAAAUAUGCGACACGGCAGAAGAGUAAGUAAGUUCGUGGUUUCUACUUUCGUUUUACUGAAGGUAAGUUGCUCUCUGUCUAAUUUAGGGUUUCUCUAAAGUCUUCAUAUUUCGCUUACUUGCCGUAUCGACAUAUGCAUGUUAUGAAAGUUUAAUUAGUGACAGUUAAACUAUCAGCUGUUCAUAAAACAGCAGCGUCGCGGCAAAGGGUUACUGGUUACCAGCAUCGAUGCCAGGCAAAAAGUCUGCAAAAGAGAAGAAGAGGAAACAUUCCCAUUCGGAGGGUCGCCAUGACGGAGACCGAAAGCGCAGAAGUACGGAAUCGAGCAUGGAGCCCGAUUGCAAGGAGGACAAUGAGCAGCAGGGGACAGAGGAGCCCAGUGACAUCGAGGAGGGUGGCUUAGACCUGAGUGUGUCCUUCAAGCCCAUCAGCGCCUACCUGACGGACAGGCAGGAGAUGCUGGAGCAGUGCCUCCGAGUGUUGGGGGAGAACAAACUCAAGAAGAUGCUACCAGAUGAGCUGAAGAGCUGCACUUUUGCUGAGAUCAAGAACCUCUGCUGGGAGCAGCUGAAGCAGCUUUCACAGAGUAAUCUUCUUCAGAUCCUGGAAGGUGAAGAAGUAUCUGGCUCUUCAGACGCUGAAGAGGACGGAACAAAAAAAAAAAAGUCAGAGACUGACAGCCAGCAGGACAACAACGUCGACUCCACUUCGUCUCUGAAGGAGAAUGUCGAAAUGGAAGAUCUCAAGCAAGGCGGUGGCUCUGGAGAGGAGAGCGACGUCCUGAGCAUCAAUGCCGACACAUACGACAGCGACAUCGAAGGGCCCAAGGAGGAGGUGACGGAGAGGGCGGUCCAGGCAGCGGCCGGUCCAGACCAAGUGAAGCCGGCGGAAGUGCCGAAGUCUGUGGAUUCCAAGAGGGAGCUGCAGAAGGACAUCGAGAAGAGCGUGAGUGAGAUCUUGGCCCUGGGAGUCAUCCCUGGACGGGAGCAGCUCGCAGACCAGCAGCCUCCAGCCGAGGUGGCCACCCCUGCACCCCCUUUACCGACGGUGGGUGUGUCUUCUGGGGUCACUCCCCAGGUAACUCCACCCCCUAAGGCAGCCCUGCCCUCAGCCCAACAGCUGGAGCUUCUAGAGCUGGAGAUGAGGGCCCGUGCCAUCAAGGCUUUGAUGAAGGCUAAUGAAGUGAAGAAGCAGACCUGUACUUGACUGUACCCCUCCUUGGGAGGCGGGACCUUGGCUGUCAUUGGGUGGUGAUGUUGAGCCCCCGGAGGUGGGACCUAGGCUGUCAUUGGGUGAUGUUGUUCAACCCUGGGAGGCGAACCCAUGGACGGUUUAUUUGCCUGGGCAGCCAGGCCAUCUAUAGCGUGGAACUCGACUUUGUCUAACUUUUUUUUUUUGUGUGUUUAUACUUGGCUUAAUUUGUUGCCGUGAUC